Molecule: messenger RNA, 2260 nt
Organism: Coturnix japonica (Japanese quail)
Lineage: Eukaryota; Metazoa; Chordata; Aves; Galliformes; Phasianidae
Gene: KRT8
Product: keratin 8
Cellular component (GO): keratin filament
Source: RefSeq, a predicted model, not a curated record
GCAGCCCGCCCCAUAGCCCGGCCCACAACCCGCCCCAUAGCUCCCUCCCUCCUGCGCAGAGCAGCACUCCGACACUAUUCCCAAAACUCUCCUGUAACCUUUCCCAAAACCCUUCUCCAAAUCAUCUUCCAGCCUUCCCAAAACUUCAUCCCAACCUUCUUCCAACCCUAUAACCUUCUUCCAGCACUACAACCUCCUCCCGAUCUCCUUCCAAUCCUAUAAACCUCCCAACCUUCUUCCAACCUUCUACAACCAUUUUCCAUCCUUCCUCCAACCCUCCAACCUUCUUCCAACCCUACAACCUUCUCUCAACCCUAAAAACAUCUUCCACGCUUCUCCCAACCCUACAGCAACCUCCUUCCAACCUUCUACCAGCCAUCUUCCAACCUUACAACAACCUCCCAACCUUCUUUCAAUCCUACAACCUUCCUCCAACCCUAUAACUUUCUUCCAACUGUCUCCAACCCUACAACCAUCUUCUACCCUUCUUCCAGCCCUACAACCGUCUUCUAACCUUCCUCCAACCCUACACCCAUCACCCAACCCUACAACCUUCUUCUAACCCUACAACCUCAUCCCCCCGACCCCACCAUGUCUGUCACCAUCACCAGGAAAUCUGUGCGGAGCAGCUCGGCCGUCCCGAUCCGAUCUUUCAGCUCCCGUUCCUUCACUGCUGGCCCCGCCGUCAGGAUGAGCUCAGCCUCAGCCUUUGGCACCCUCAGUGGGAGCCGUUUUGGGGUCGGGGGGCUGCAGCGGGGCCCCGUGGCUGUGCCUGGGGGUGGCAUCACAGCCGUCACCGUCAACCAGAGCCUCCUGACCCCCCUCAACUUGGAGAUCGACCCCAACAUCCAGCAGGUGCGCAAGGAGGAGAAGGAACAGAUCAAGACCCUCAACAACCGCUUUGCUUCCUUCAUCGACAAGGUCCGGUUCCUGGAGCAGCAGAACAAGAUGUUGGAGACCAAAUGGAGUCUCCUGCAGUCUCAGCAGCCACAACGCAGCGACCUGCGGGGGCUCUUUGAGGGCUACAUAGAGACCCUGAGGAGGCAGCUGGAGGGGCUGGGCCAGGAGAGGCUGAGGCUGGAGGCUGAGCUGGGCAGCAUGCAGGGCCUGGUGGAGGACUUCAAGAACAAGUACGAGGAGGAGAUCAAUCACCGCACUGAGAAGGAAAAUGAGUUUGUGCUGCUGAAAAAGGAUGUGGAUGAAGCAUACAUGAGCAAAGUGGAGCUGGAGUCACGGCUGGAGAGUCUGACAGAUGAGAUCAACUUCCUGCGGCAGCUCUAUGAUGAGGAGCUGCGGGAGAUGCAGUCGCAGAUCUCCGACACCUCCGUGGUGCUUUCCAUGGACAACAAUCGCAGCCUGGACCUGGACAGCAUCAUUGCUGAGGUGAAGGCACAGUAUGAGGACAUCGCCAACCGCAGCAGGCUGGAGGCUGAGACCUGGUACCAGAGCAAGUACGAGGAGCUGAAGACGACGGCCGGCAAACACGGCGACGACCUGCGCACCACCCGCAGCGAGAUCAGCGAGCUCAACCGGAUGAUCCAGAGGAUCCAGGCUGAGAUCGAGGUGCUCAAGAACCAGCGAGCCACCCUGGAGACGGCCAUCGCAGAGGCAGAGGAACGUGGGGAGAUGGCCCUGAAGGACGCCAGAGCCAAACUGUCUGAACUGGAGGCUGCUCUGCAGAAGGCAAAGCAGGACCUGGCCCGGCAGCUGCGUGAGUACCAGGAGCUGAUGAACGUCAAGCUGGCCCUGGACAUUGAGAUUGCGACCUACAGGAAGCUGCUGGAGGGCGAGGAGAGCAGGUUGGAGUCAGGAAUGCAGAACCUCAGCAUCCACACUCGGACCACAGGAUACUCAGGAGGAUUUGGGGGGGGCUUUGGGAGCUCCUUCUCCACAGGUUACACCGUGACCCCCCCAGCGCUGGAGAGUGCAGCUGUCCCCAAAUCUCGUGCCAUCGUCAUCAAGAAGAUCGAGACCCGCGAUGGCAAACUGGUGUCGGAAUGUGCUGAUGUCCUCACCAACUGAGCCCCCCUACCCCCCUCCAGGAGACCCCAUAAGGAAUGCAACCCCCUGGGAGCCUCUAAUCCUGAGCCAGUGCCCUGCUGUCCGUCCGUCUGUCCCCUGUCUCCCUGUGUCUAUCCAAGCUACAGGAUAGGGUGGGGGCUAUUGGGAUGCCCCCCCACCCUGUGAGUCCCCCCUUUACACCUCUGGUGUAUGGGUGGGGGGUGUUGAGGUCCUGCAAUAAACUCAAUAAAACCCUCAA